ACUACGAGCUGUCAACAUUACGGGGAUGUUCGUGUGUCCAUUAGAGGGAUGCCCAGAAAGAUAGGAUUCAUUGUGGUCAGCUCUUCAAGUCAUGAGGACAACUUCAGUGCAAAGGAGCUCAUGGUCCAUGCACCGACAGUCAAUGGGUGGAGAUCCAGCAGGCUUUGCCCCUAUCCUCAGCACAUCACCCUCCAGCUGGUGGAGAGAUGUAGGGUAAGGAAACUGCAGCUGCUGGCCCACCAGUACCUUAUCCCAGCCAAGGUGGAGUUCCACAUUGGAGACAGCCUCCCUGAAACCAGCACCCCAGGGUUCCCGGGGCAGCUUCGCAGGCUCGGGUAUGUGUCUUUAUCGGAUAAUGAGAAGACAGCUUUCAAAGCUCGAGAGCUGAAAUCAGUCCAUGUAGACGCCAUCGGAACGUACCUGAGAAUAACCUUCCAUGGGAACCAUGUCAACCGGCACAAUCACUACAAUCAGGUUGCUUUGGUUGCCAUUAAUGUUCUGGGAGAUUCUUUGGAUGGCAAUGCUUUUAACACAAUUCCAAGCAGAGAGCAGCUGAUCGAACACUACCUCAACAGUACUCAGCUGGAGACGGCCUUGGACACGACCUUCAUGGGCAAAUGUGAGUCCAUAUCCACUCUGGAUGACCUGGCCUUCGACAUGUACCAGGAUCCAGAAGUGGCUCACAUCAUUCGUCUCCUGGACCAAAAAAAACAGGACAUGGUUCGCCAGGAGAAAUACGAGCAGGCUAAGAACCUGAAGCAGGCCAUCGCUGACCUGCAAAAGGUGGGGGAGCGUUUGGCUCGAUAUGAUGUGGAGAAGAGAUGUGCCAUCGAAAAGGAAGACUAUGACCUUGCCAAGAAGAAGAAAGAACAGAUGGAGGAGUAUCGGAAGAGCGUCUACCAACAGCUGGAGGUUUACAACCUGCUGGACAUGGAAAUGAUCACGAGGGCGGCAGAUUCAACCCCGGCCCAGGAUCCACCUUCCCUCCUGCCCUCUCCAGGUCACCAUUCAGUCCCCACCAAGCCCCAUGUGACCGCAGACACACUGAGGAAGGGGAAGAAAUCUAACACUCCUCAGAACCAACUGUCAGACACAGAAAUGGUUGUGGUCAAACUUAGCCAAGCCGACACACCCUGUACCCAGUCUGCUGUACCCAAGAUAGAUGUUAUCAGUGUGCCUUACGAUGAAAGGCCACUCCCUGCCUUUCAGAAGAAAGACUCUCCGGUGGAGACUAUUCAGGGUCCUGCAAUAGAGCAAUCCCCCCAACCUGAGGCCCAAAAGAGUCCACCUAGCCCUGAGAAGAGCGGGGAGCCAGAGCCCCUGACGGACAAGGCCCAGAGAGAAGCUGGCCUUCCCAUAGAGGUUUUUGGAGAAAGACUGGUAGCUGGGGCAUAUUCCAAAACCUGGUCCUACAGAGAGGAUGCACUUCUUGCUGUGCAUAAGAGGCUUUUGGAGGUUUCAUCCACCACCCCCAAAGAGGAGCUGAGAAACAUUAUUAGAUCUGCAGUCUUCCUGGUCAAGAGAGCCCUCCUGGAUAAAGUGUCAUAUGUUUUCCAGGCCUCCUUGAAGCUGCUGCGGCUCCUGCUGAGCCAGCUAAUCCCAGGUCUGGGACUGGGCAGGGCUGAGGUGACACACUGCUUGGAGCAGACUUGGCCCAACCUGCUGGCAAGGACCGGAGACUCGGUCAGCCGCCUCCGGGUUAUGGCCACUGCCUUCAUACAGGAAAUUGCAGUUUUGAAGGAUGUACGCGCCCUACAGGUAAUCCCUUUGGAACUGGUGAAGCCCUUCAAAUCCAACUUCCCCUCUCGUCUGGCUCAGAGUCGGGCCGAGCUGCUAGAGAAACUGCUCACUGAACUUUGGAACUCUGGAUUCACUCUGAGCAAUGUCAUGACGUUCUGUACGGCAGCGCUGGAGCAUAGUGCGUCUCCAGUUCGAGAGCUGGCAGUGCGCAUCAUCUUAUCCAUGUACCAGCAGCACAGAAGUAGUAUCCUCAGCCACCUUCCACCAAACAAUGCUGCCACACGAAAGAACUUUCUCUACAAAACCCUCUUUGAUGGUUUUGCCAAGAUCGAUGGAAAGCUGGUGGACACUCAGACUUUGAAGAAGGGCGGUGGUCAACAGGAUGGGCAAAAGGAGAAGGAGGAGAUCCACGCACUUCAGGAGCAGCUGGCUGCCCUGAAAGAGAUCACAGAAAGAGGAAAUGACAGCACCAAAGGACAAAUGGCCAAGAAAGAAGCUCCCAAAGUUGAGUCCCAAAAGCUCCCAAAAACUGCUGUCACAAAAUUGCACCAGGACAAGCUAGCACCCUCUGCAGAUGUCCAACAAUCUAUCACUGAUCUGGACAACUUGUGCAUAUUCUGCGGUAAAAAGGAUGAGUCAUUCACAGAGGAUGGAUUGGACCUUCACUACUGGAAAAACUGUCCUAUGCUGCGACGCUGUGAUGAAUGUAGACAGGUAGUCGAGAUAGCCAGCUUCACAGAGCACCUACUGGGUGAAUGUGAAAGCCGUUCCAAGUUCAGCCAGUGCCCACGCUGCUCAGAGGCUGUGUCCACUGAAGAGCUGACUCGACAUGUCCAGGGUCCCGCCUGUAACCCCCCCAUCUCGGGUAAAGGCUCCAACCACUGUCCUUUGUGUCACAACAACUUCUUGCCUGGAGAGGAGGCCUGGAAGGCUCACCUCAUGGGCAGGGAGGGCUGUAAACAAAACUCACGCAGGAUUGCGGUGUCCCAGAGAACCCAGCCAGCACAAGGCAGAGCUGUCGGUGGAGCCAAGCUGAAGCACGCCUGGUCGGUCGGGGCCAGAGCCAGGCCUAUGGGAAGAGGCAGCCGGAUCCCAGCCCUGGCACCCCUGGCCAGAGGAAAUACACCAGGGAAACGUUGAAAGCUGGUUUGAAGCACGCUGGGAACCCCACCCACACCCAGAGUAA
Scomber japonicus (chub mackerel) is the source of this 2926-nucleotide messenger RNA. It is a transcript of the gene cep104, whose product is annotated as centrosomal protein 104. The record is from RefSeq and is a predicted model, not a curated record. Lineage: Eukaryota; Metazoa; Chordata; Actinopteri; Scombriformes; Scombridae. Gene Ontology annotation, cellular component: cilium. The transcript has 22 exons. The coding region runs from base 49 to 2880 and encodes 943 amino acids.